Prorocentrum cordatum is the source of this 597-nucleotide messenger RNA. The record is from the annotation of a GenBank genome assembly. Lineage: Eukaryota; Dinophyceae; Prorocentrales; Prorocentraceae.
GGCGAGCAGUGGCAGCGGGCCCUAGCGCUGCUGAGCGAGAUGCGGGAGGCGAAGCUGGAGCCCGACGUCUUCUCUCCUACAUGGCCAGUGGAAGCGCGUGCGAGAAGCUCUCUGGGCCUCACGUGCACAAAAUCGCCCGUUUACGGCGCCACCACGGGGCCGAAUCGCUCAGGCCGCCCUAGUCAGCUACACCGCUGGGAUCAGCGCGUGCGAGAAGGACGAGCAGUAGCAGCGGGCCCUGGCCGUGCUGAGCGAGAUGCGGGGGGCGAAGCUGGAGCCCGACGUCUUCAGCUACACCGCUGGGAUCAGCGCGUGCGUGAAGGACGAGCAGUAGCAGCGGGCCCUGGCCGUGCUGAGCGAGAUGCGGGGGGCGAAGCUGGAGCCCUACGAUACCUCAGCUACAGCGUUGGGGUCAGCGCGUGCGAGAAGGGCCAACAGUGGCAGCGGGCUUGGGCGCUGAUCAGCGAGAUGCGCAAGACGAAGCUGAAGCCCAACGCCGCCACAAGCUACAAUGCUGGGGUCGGCGCGGGCGAGCAGGGCGAGAAAUGGCAGUGGGCUUUGGCGCUGAUGAGCAAGAUGCAGGAGGCAAAGUUAUAG